This is a messenger RNA of Eublepharis macularius, 11234 nucleotides long. RefSeq names its product chromodomain helicase DNA binding protein 9 (gene CHD9). Bases 16 to 8679 code for a protein of 2887 amino acids. The record is from RefSeq and is a predicted model, not a curated record. Lineage: Eukaryota; Metazoa; Chordata; Lepidosauria; Squamata; Eublepharidae. The transcript has 38 exons. Gene Ontology annotation, molecular function: ATP binding; protein binding; ATP-dependent chromatin remodeler activity.
UACAGCUAUUCCAAGAUGACAGAUCCUAUGAUGGACUUUUUUGAUGAUGCCAACCUCUUUAGUGAUACCUUAGAAGGUUUGUCAGAUGAUGCCUUUGUACAAACUGGACCUGUUUCACUGGUAGAUGAAUUGAACUUGGGUGCAGAAUUUGAGCCUUUACACAUUGACUCAUUAAACCAUGUGCAGGAAACACAGGCUCAAAAGAUGAACGAAUUUGAACACCUGAAUCAGUACGAUUCUCUGAAACUUCAAGUCAGUCAGUCCUUCAGCGGCCCAGCUGAAAACGUUUUGUCACCACACUCUCAAUUUAAUUGCUCACCCAUUCAUCCCCAAAGCCAAACAAAUGGGAUGUUUCCAGAUGUGGCAGAUGGAAGCCCUAUGUGGGGACAUCAGACUUCUAGCAGUGUUUCUAAUCAGAAUGGAUCUCCUUUUCACCAAGGACAUUCCCAGUCUAUGCAGCAGAAUAAAAGUUUUGUAGCACACCACGAUUUUGCCUUAUUUCAGGCCAGCGAACAGCACCAUCCGUGUGCCUCAUUGCAGUCACAGCAAAACAGAAAUGGCAUCGAUACAGGAGAGGACGCUCAGAGUCAGUCAGACAACUUCAUGGAAGUUAAUACCUGUAUUCCACAUAGAACCAGUGUUCCCCACCCACCUCAAGCUGCUAACCUAUCAAAUUCUCAACAGCCUGUUUCCAUUCAGUCUUUUUCUCAGACUGCAAAUGACUCGCCACACUUUUGUGGAAAUCGAGAAGGAAGCUUUGGUGGACAUUCUCCAAGUAUAACACCCUGCUCGGUUAAUAGUACACAGUUUUCUCCUCCUUAUUCCUACUCCAGUAACCACAUCUCUCCUACCGGUCUCCUGCAGUCUUCUACAGCUCUUUCUGCUAGUCAACAGACUCAUCCUUUAUCUGACUUUGCUGGAAACGAUGCCUUUGCACCUCAGACAGGGACCAAGCACGAAAAUUCAGAUAACAUCCUUAACUCCAGCACAUCUUUGAAUUCAGAUAAUUUCCAUGUGUUACACCCAACACAUCCUCAGGGCAACUUCAGUAGUUCAAAACUAUCUGCAGUGAACAUGAAUUUUUCUGUCCCAGCUGGCUCAGGUCCUCAGAUGAGCCAUUUCAGUGAUACUAUAGAAGGCAACGGUUUUUCAUCUUUGGAUGAGAACUUGCUUCAUCAAGUGGAGUCUCAGACAGAAUCAUUUACGGAGCUGGAUCCAGAAGCUCUCCUUCAGGAGGAUCUUCUUCCCCAGUUUGAUGAAUCAGCAUUUGUUCACGAUAGCUCAGCUAAUGAGUUAGAACAUGACUUAGAACACAGUGUUAGCCCACCGGUCACAAAGGCGCACCUUGGCCGGACGCAGUCUCAAAAUUGCAGUCAUCCCUGGAAUUCUUCUGGUUCUAGUCAGCAUCCACAAGAGCGAAAACGUAUAAAUGUUCAAGGGCAGCCUCCUUCCACCAAGAAAACGGAUGGUUCUGGGACAUACGCUAAGUUGCCGAAUACCCAGGUGAAGGCAGUGUCUGAGAAGAAACAGAAAAAAAAAGUGGAAUCAGAAAGUAAGCAGGAGAAAGCUAAUCGCAUAAUAUCAGAGGCAAUAGCAAAAGCAAAAGAGAGAGGAGAGAGAAACAUUCCACGAGUCAUGAGUCCAGAAAACUUCCCAAGUGUAUCAGCAGAAGGAAGAGAAGAGAAGAAAGGAAGAAGAAUUAAGUCAAAGCCAAAAGAUAAAGAAAGCAAAAAACCUAAAACUGGCUCUUCAUCCAAAACUAAAGAGAGAGCAAAAAUUGGCAAGCUUAUUAUUACUCUGGGUAAAAAGCAGAAGAGAAAAAAUGACUCUUCAGAUGAAAUGUCUGAUGCUAAGCAGGUUUCUCAGCAACCAUUCAAAGAUGAAGCUUCUCAGAAGAGACGGUCAAACCGUCAGAUUAAAAGAAAGAAGUACGCAGAAGAAGGUGAAGGAAAACAAUCUGAGGAAGAAGCAAAAGUUUCUGUGAAAAUAAAAAAGAAUUCUGCACCUUUGCCUGCGGAACAACCAUUACAAUUAUUCAUUGAGAACCCAAGUGAAGAAGAUGCAGCAAUUGUAGAUAAAAUUUUAUCUUCCAGAAUUAUAAAGAAAGAAAUUCAAGCGGGAGUGAUGGCGGAAGCAGAGGAAUUUUUUGUUAAAUAUAAAAACUACUCCUACCUCCACUGUGAAUGGGCCACAGAGCAGCAACUUUUAAAGGAUAAAAGAAUCCAGCAGAAAAUCAAACGUUUCAAGCUGAGGCAAGCACAGAGGGCCCAUUUUUUUGCAGAUAUGGAGGAGGAACUUUUUAAUCCAGAUUACAUUGAAGUAGAUCGGGUGUUAGAAGUCUCCUUCUGUGAAGAUAAGGACACUGGAGAGCCUGUUACUUACUACUUAGUAAAAUGGUGCUCAUUGCCAUAUGAAGAUAGCACAUGGGAGCUGAAAGAAGAUGUAGAUCAAGGAAAAAUUGAGGAGUUUGAACAACUGCAAGCUUUAAGACCAGAUUCAAGGAGAUUGGAUCGACCUCCUCCUAACUCAUGGAAGAAGAUAGAACAGUCCAGGGAAUAUAAAAAUGGCAACCAACUCAGGGAAUACCAGUUGGAAGGGCUCAACUGGCUCCUUUUCAACUGGUACAAUAGACAAAACUGCAUCUUAGCUGAUGAAAUGGGUCUUGGCAAAACCAUCCAAUCCAUAACAUUCCUCUUUGAAAUCCUCCUGACUGGCAUAAGAGGGCCUUUCCUGAUCAUAGCUCCACUGUCCACCAUAGCCAACUGGGAAAGAGAGUUUCGCACAUGGACUGAUCUCAAUGUUGUGGUGUAUCACGGAAGCAUGAUCAGUAGGCAGAUGAUACAGCAGUAUGAGAUGUACUUCAGGGACUCUCAGGGUCGCAUCAUUAGAGGUACAUACAAAUUCCAAGCCAUUAUCACUACCUUUGAGAUGAUUCUUGGCGGCUGUCCAGAACUCAAUGCUGUUGAAUGGCGCUGUGUUAUUAUUGAUGAAGCACACCGGCUGAAGAAUAAAAACUGCAAACUUCUAGAAGGUCUCAAACUCAUGAAUCUUGAGCACAAAGUGCUUUUGACAGGCACGCCUCUGCAGAAUACAGUAGAAGAACUUUUCAGCCUCCUUCACUUCCUUGAACCUUUACGUUUUCCAGCAGAAUCUACAUUCAUGCAGGAAUUUGGGGACCUUAAAACAGAGGAGCAGGUGCAAAAACUGCAAGCUAUCUUGAAACCAAUGAUGCUGAGAAGGUUAAAAGAAGAUGUGGAGAAGAAAUUGGCUCCAAAGGAAGAAACUAUUAUUGAAGUUGAGCUAACAAAUAUCCAGAAGAAGUAUUACCGAGCUAUUUUAGAGAAAAACUUCGCAUUUUUGUCAAAAGGUGCAGGCCAAGCUAACGUACCCAACUUAGUUAACACUAUGAUGGAACUCAGGAAAUGCUGCAAUCACCCGUAUCUUAUCAAAGGUGCUGAGGAAAAAAUCCUUGGAGAAUUCAGGGAGACCUACAGUCCCUCUGCUCCUGAUUUCCAUCUGCAAGCAAUGAUCCAGUCUGCGGGGAAACUAGUUCUGAUAGACAAACUUCUUCCAAAAAUGAAGGCAGGAGGCCAUAAAGUGCUUAUCUUUUCCCAGAUGGUCCGCUGUCUUGAUAUUCUCGAAGAUUACCUUAUACAUAAAAGGUACCUGUAUGAGCGAAUUGAUGGAAGAGUAAGAGGAAACUUGCGCCAGGCCGCCAUUGAUCGUUUUAGCAAACCAGACUCUGAUCGGUUCGUGUUCCUUCUUUGUACCAGAGCUGGUGGACUGGGCAUUAAUCUGACUGCAGCUGAUACUUGCAUAAUUUUUGAUUCUGACUGGAAUCCUCAGAAUGAUUUGCAGGCUCAAGCCCGUUGCCAUAGGAUUGGUCAAAACAAAGCUGUGAAAGUCUACAGACUGAUAACUCGGAACUCUUACGAAAGAGAGAUGUUUGACAGAGCAAGUCUGAAGCUGGGGCUGGACAAAGCUGUCUUACAGAGCAUGAGCGGAAGAGAAAAUAGUGUUGGUGGUAUACAGCAACUCUCGAAAAAAGAAAUUGAGGACCUUCUUCGAAGAGGCGCUUACGGUGCCAUUAUGGAUGAGGAAGACGAAGGCUCUAAAUUCUGCGAGGAGGAUAUUGAUCAAAUCCUGCAGCGACGCACAAAAACAAUCACAAUCGAAUCUGAAGGAAGGGGGUCAACGUUUGCUAAGGCCAGUUUUGUUGCAUCUGGAAAUAGGACAGAUAUUUCAUUAGACGAUCCUAAUUUUUGGCAGAAGUGGGCCAAAAAAGCAGAAAUAGACAUAGAUGCCAUCAGUGGCAGAAAUAGCCUGGUCAUUGAUACUCCCAGAAUUAGGAAACAAACAAGGCCAUUUAGUGCCACAAAAGAUGAGCUCGCUGAAUUAUCAGAUAUUGAGAGUGAAGGGGAUGAUAAACCAAAACUGCGGAGACCUUAUGACCGCUCCAAUGGAUAUGGAAGAACAGAAUGCUUCAGGGUGGAGAAGAACUUGCUAGUCUAUGGGUGGGGUCGCUGGAGAGAAAUUUUGUCACAUGGACGUUUCAAAAGGCAGCUAAAUGAACAGGACGUGGAGAUAAUUUGCCGAGCACUCUUAGCUUAUUGCCUUGUUCACUACAGAGGAGAUGAAAAGAUAAAAAGUUUUAUAUGGGACCUCAUCACACCAACCGAGGAUGGGCAGACUCGCGAGCUUCAGAAUCACCUAGGUUUGUCAGCCCCUGUCCCCAGGGGUCGAAAAGGAAAGAAAGUGAAAACUCAGACCAGCACUUUUGAUAUACAUAAAGCAGAAUGGCUUCGAAAGUAUAAUCCAGAGCAUCUUUUGCAAGAUGAAGGGUAUAAAAAGCAUAUAAAACAUCACUGCAACAAGGUCUUACUCCGAGUUAGGAUGCUGUAUUAUUUGAAACAAGAAGUCAUUGGUAAUGAGUGCCAAAAGGUUUUUGAGGGAGUUGAAGCAAGUGAAAUUGAUGUCUGGGUUCCUGAGCCAGACCAUUCUGAGGUGCCAGCAGAGUGGUGGGAUACUGAGGCUGAUAAGUCUCUCCUAAUAGGAGUUUUUAAGCAUGGUUACGAAAAGUACAAUACAAUAAGAGCCGAUGCAGCUCUUUGUUUCCUGGAAAGAGUAGGGAAACCUGAUGAGAAAGCAGUUGCUGCUGAGCAGAGAGCAAAUGAUUAUAUGGAUGGAGAUGUAGAAGAUCCAGAAUAUAAACCAGCACCAGCCAUGUUUAAAGAUGACUUGGAGGACGAUGUGUCAUCACCGGGGGACCUUAUAAUAGGAGAUGGAGAUGGUCAGAUGAUUGAAGGAGAUAAGCUUUACUGGCCAACACAGUCUGCCUUAACGACACGUUUGCGUCGCCUAAUAACAGCCUAUCAGCGUACCAGUAAGAACAGACAAAUCCAACAAAUUCAGCCUGCAUUUCCAGUUCAGGCCUGUGUGAUUCAGACUCCAUACGAAGAAUCUGCUUUAAAUCCAAAAAUGGCUGCCAAAAUUGAAAGACAGCAAAGAUGGACAAGAAGGGAAGAAGCUGACUUCUACAGAGUGGUUUCCACCUUUGGCGUUGUUUUUGAUCCUGACAGGGGUCAGUUCGAUUGGACCAAGUUUAGAGCCAUGGCUCGGCUGCAUAAGAAAACAGAUGACAGUUUAGAGAAAUACUUGUAUGCUUUUAUGGCCAUGUGCAGAAGAGUUUGCCGGCUGCCUUCAAAAGAUGAAUCCAUGGAUCCAAAUAUUUUCAUCCAGCCAAUCACUGAAGAACGUGCAUCUCGAACCUUGUAUCGAAUCGAACUUCUCAGGAAGGUACGGGAACAAGCUGUCCGUCACCCACAGCUAUUUGAGCGAUUAAAACUUUGCCAGCCGAAUCCAGACUUGCCGGUCUGGUGGGAGUGUGGGACUCAUGACUGGGAUUUACUGAUUGGAGCUGCAAAGCAUGGGGUUAGCAGAACAGACUACCACAUCCUUCGUGAUCCUGAGCUUUCAUUUAUGUCAGCCCAAAGGAACUACAGUCAAAACAAAGCAGCACUUUCAAGAACUCCUACCCCAGUUUUGCAUCCGUAUCAGAUGGCACUGUCUGCAUCCCCCCUCACGCCUCAGGCAAGACUGUUCGAUGUUAAAGGAAGCACACUCGAGGAUACAAAAGUUAAAGAAAACCAUAAAGAACAGCCUCAUUCUUCAGGGGAAGAGUCCAUGUCUACUGAGGAUAUGCAGACAGGAAUAAAGACUGAGCCUCUGAGUCCAAAGAAUGGGACACCAUCACAUGCUACAGACCACAGAUCUGUUGUGAAAGCCGACAAUGACAGGCGCAUGGUUGCAGCAAGGACAGAGCCCCUAACUCCAAAUGCUGUUUCCAAAAAACAGAGAGCCAGCAAAAGAGGAUCCGACUCCAGUUCCGAUUCAGACUCUGACUCAGACCGAUCAUCCUGUUCUUCCAGAUCAUCUUCAUCUUCGUCAUCUUCUUCCUCCUCCUGUUCACGCUCCAGAUCUAGCUCUUCAUCCUCUUCAUCUUGUUCUUCAGCGUCGUCAUCGUCGUCUUCCUCCUCAUCCUCCUCAUCUUCAUCCUCCUCCUCUUCAUCUGAAGAGAGUGACAGUGAUGAAGAGGAGGCACAAAAGAGAGCAGAAGGAACUCCUCACUUGAAAGCAUAUGAUGAAGAAAGCGUAGCUUCCAUAAGCACUGUGCAGGAUGAAACCCAGGACAGUUUCCAAAUGAAUAAUGGAACGCCAAAUUCUAAUUGUCCUUUACAAGGUGGAUAUAUGCUGGCUGCUUCCUACUGGCCAAAGGAUCGUGUUAUGAUUAAUCGUCUGGACAGUGUUUGUCAAACAGUCUUGAAAGGUAGAUGGCCAUCAGCAAGGAGAAGUUACGACGCCAACACCGUGGCUUCUUUUUAUACCACCAAGCUCCUAGACAGCCCAGGUGCCGCUGCAGACUGCACUGAGCCCAGUGUUCCAACUCCCCCAAGUGCAGAUGUUAAAGAAGAAAAUGAUCAGUCACCACAGAUGUCAAAGGUGAAGAAGCAUGUACGGGAAAAGGAGUUUACAGUGAAAAUCAAUGACGAAGGUGGUUUGAAAUUAAUUUUUCAGAAGCAGGGGCUUUCUCAGAAAAGGCCAUUUGAAAGUGAAGAAGGCACGUUAGGACAGCAGCAGUACCUUGCCCGACUACAUGAACUCCAGAAUGCUUCAGAGACGAGCCUUGCUAAUUUUCCAAAGUCUUUGCCAGAAUUGGGAACUUCCAGCCAAUCAACAAUUAGCGCAAAUGGAGUAAUAGUCGAUGACCAGCCUGCAGUGAAAAAGAGGCGAGGAAGGAGAAAGAAUGUGGAGGGAGUUGAUAUCCUGUUUAUAAAUAGAAAUAAAACACCUAACCAUGUUUGUCAUGGCAUCAGUGCCCCUCAGGUUGCUCCAGGAAUAAACCCAGCUCUUCCAUAUGCGCAGCCCCAAGGCCUGUGUGAUUCAGAGAGCCCAGUUCCAGUCAUUAAUUUGAAAGAUGGAACAAGACUUGCAGGUGAUGAUGCCCCCAAAAGGAAAGAUUUAGAGAAAUGGCUUAAGGAACAUCCUGGCUAUGUCGAAGAUUUAGGGGCUUUUAUUCCUAAAAUUCAACUACACGAGGGGAGACCCAAACAAAAAAGGCACCGUUGCAGAAAUCCUAAUAAACUGGAUAUUAACAGCCUUACUGGAGAAGAACGUGUUCAACUUAUCAAUAGGAGGAAUGCGAGGAAGGUAGGAGGUGCUUUUGCUCCUCCAUUGAAAGACUUGUGCAGAUUCCUGAAAGAAAACUCUGAAUAUGGAGUAGCUCCUGAAUGGGCAGAUGUUGUAAAACAAUCUGGAUUUCUUCCUGAAAGCAUGUUUGACCGCAUUUUAACGGGGCCUGUUGUACGAGAAGAAGUAAGCAGGAGAGGAAGGAGGCCUAAAAGCGAGAUCGCCAAGGCAACUGCAGCGGCAGCUGCUGCUGCAACUGCGGCCAAUGUCCCAGUCAACCCUUUGCUAGCCAAUGGGCUUAUUCCAGGAGUGGAUCUGUCUACUCUUCAGGCCUUACAGCAAAACCUGCAAAACUUCCAGUCCCUGCAAGUGACAGCAGGUUUAAUGGGAAUGCCAGCUGGCCUGAACACUGCUGGGGAAGCUAAAAACAUGGCUGCUGUGUUUCCCAUGCUUCUUUCAGGAAUGGCUGGCUUACCAAAUUUGCUGGGAAUGGGAGGACUCCUAGCAAAGUCUACAGAAUCUGUUCCUGAAGACAAAAAGGGAAAUGACUCCAGAGAGCUUGAAGGAAGGAAAGAGAGGACAGAGAGCCAAAAUGCACAUAAUGGUGGAGAAAACUCUGUGUCGGGUUCUCCUUCCACAUCCUCUACUGCUGCCGCAGCUGCCAGCCCCUUAGCUCUUAACCCCUUACUGUUGUCUAAUAUACUUUAUCCAGGGAUGCUUCUCACUCCAGGCCUUAAUCUCCAUAUCCCAGCUUUGUCCCAAUCUAAUAUUUUUGAUGUACAGAACAAUGAAAACAACGGCACAGGUGUAGCUCAGUCUACGGAAAAGGAGGAAAACUGUAGUGCUCGAGAUCAAGAAGGAAGAAGGGGAGCAGAGCCUAGCUCUCGCAAUGAAAACAGCACAGAUGAGGGUUCAGAGAAAGGUGGCGCUUCCUCUGGAUCAGACAGUACAUCAUCCUCGUCUGAGGAUUCAGAUUCUAGUGAUGAAGACUGACCCCAGACUCUGCACUUAAAUUAUAAACUGAUUUUGAAUUUAUUCUUUAAUUAUUUCAUUGUAAAUAACCCAGUGUUGAGUGAGUGCAUCAAUAAUUUACUGACCGAACAUUUCAGUAUUUGUUUAGAAGUGCAAACUGCUUUCAAAGACAUUUUGCAUGUAAUUUCUUGAAGUUCUUAAGUUUCUGAACUUGUAUGUACUAUCAGAUACACAUUUGUGUAAAAAAAAAAAUUACAGCAAAAGGCAUUAUAGUUUUGUUGGGGAGGGGGGUUAAUUUUAAAAAAAUGCUCAGUAUGAGCUGUAUAUUUAAUAUAUUUGCAGUGAACACAGAAUCCUUUAUGCGCAUUAUUGAUUUAAUUUGAAUAUAGUUUUACAGUCUCCUUGAUGCUUAUCAUUUACAGAUCAAAACUCAGCAAUAAUUUGGGCAGCUAAUGAAUGUCAUGAAAGCUGUAGAACCUAGAUCACCAUCCAUUGCUUUAACCACAUGAAAAUGCUCUAGUGUUGUGAUGCACUGCUGAUGUUUCCAAUUCAGGUACAACUGUGUUUUUUUAAAAAAAAGUUUCCCAGUCAGCCAAUGAAAUUGGCUACUUGUUACCUCAGCUGAGUUAGUUUAGGAAGUUUACAUUGGUUUUUCUCUUCUUGUUGUCAUAUAUUCUGUUUUUCUUUUUAAAGGCACCCUGUGUAUGUUAAUUUGGUGUAUGAUUUUUAUUUCUCAUUACCAGUGCACAUUUGUGUAACAAUAGUAAAGGGAAACUUUGACAUGUACGAUAUCCCUUUCCUAUUUCACUUCGACACCAUGGAUAUCUGUUUAAUUUUAAAUGUUGCUCCUUCUACAGCAGCCAUGUUGUUGAAGAGCUGUAGCCCCAAGUUUGAGAACAAAAUGUCAUAAAGUGCCACUUUCAACACUGCAUACUUCAUGUUAUAAGGAUGAUAUCCUUGUGAGAAUGACUUGUUGGGUUUGUUUGUUUAUAGUUGUGUUUGUCAUGUAAUCUCCUGUAGUUACCAGUUAAUAAUGGUAAGGGGAAAUGUAGACACGUUAAACUCUUAUAUUUCUUUACAAGUUUAGAUCUGACUGUAUUGAAAAAUGUUACCCAAAAAUCAAGAUUCGGGGAAUCAUCAGUUUAUUAUAAUAAUGCUGAGUUGCCCAGUAACUAAAAAGCACUUUCAACAAUGUUUAGAUGUUUCUUAAAACCAUGGUUAACAGUGCUUAAAAAGUAUCUGUUGGAAUAAAAGCCCCUAAACCCGUACUGUAUAAAAAUCAAUCUGAUAUUUGAUGUGAUAUGAUUCCUUGAUUUGCUGAAGCUGCUAUUCCUGUGACAUGUUAGAAUCAAAGAUUCACGCCCACAUGGUAGAGCUAACUGAGAGUAAGUAUGAGCUUGUGCUAUCUUGCUUGUGGUCCACGAACAGGCAAGAGUUGAUGGAAUGAAUGAAAGUACUGGUUGAUAGUAGAUGACAAACCUUUUCAAAAGGGAAUAAUUAAAAAAAAUGUAUUUUGAUAUGGUUUUGUUGCUUGCUUGUACAGUAAACAAGACUGUGUUGUUUUUUACCAAGAUCUUUAUCAAUUAAAAUAAGUUUGUACAUGCAAAAUAAUGAACCCCUUGACUAGAAACAGUAUUACAUGUAAUUACACAAUUAUACAAGUACCAUUUGGAUUGUGCCGGUUACUGUAUUCCCCUCCCCCCCAAAUAGUAUUGAUUCCGUUGGUCCUUCAUGCAGUGUCUUAGCAAUAGUCAAAACAUGCCACAAGAAAGGGGUAGCAAUUCUUCAUCAUGAAAGGAUGUAUUACAUAUUUAAUAUUUGCCCUUUGUAAUAUAGCACUUUUGUUUAACUUGUAUGUAUCCAUGAUAUAGCCAAAGUUUUCCAAACACAGUUGUUGACAUAGUCAAUGGAGUAUUUCAACAAUAUCAUCACUUUGCACCAGUCCCUUACAUGCCUCCCCCAAAAGAAAAUCCUAAACAUAAUUUUUAAAUAAAUUUAUGAAAUAAAGUAUUUUCCUAAUUAUGGUCAAGUGAAUUUGCUUACCAUUCUAGUGAUCUUCAUUCUCUGUAGUAAGGCAAUUUACAGUUUCAAAUACAGAUUUGAAUCUGAAGUAAAGGCCUGUUUAUUUCUUUUAAUCAGUGUCAGUUGGAAGAUGAGAAAUAAGUAGUUAUGUCAGCUGAACAUUAUGCAGAUAUGACUGCAUAAGUCCAGAAUUGUAAGGACAGCCCAUUAGAAUUAACAUUAUUAAUACUGAAAUGUUCAGUACAAAGGAUAUCCAAGAUGGUGAAGAAGUGUACGUUGGUAGUGACUAAAAGAACUUUAGCUGUUUAUUGCCUUGUAUUUUCUAUCCCUUCGUUUCAGGCCUCAUGAUCCAAGUCUAAGUCCUGGUUUUUUGGGUUUUUUGUUUUUGGACAUUUGCAAUAUUUGCCAGUUGUGUUCUGUGUAGUCUGAAUUUGCUUUCUGUAGUUGAACAAGCGUCUUAAAGUCAUUUGUAAUUUAUUGAAUUACUUUCUAUGAUGUUCUAUAGAGCAAAUGGAAGUUUAAUUAUUUUUUAUUAAACAUAUUCUUUGACAACC